Sebastes umbrosus (honeycomb rockfish) is the source of this 2463-nucleotide messenger RNA. RefSeq names its product hyaluronan-binding protein 2-like. Bases 64 to 1734 code for a protein of 556 amino acids. Gene Ontology annotation, biological process: proteolysis. Lineage: Eukaryota; Metazoa; Chordata; Actinopteri; Perciformes; Sebastidae. The transcript has 13 exons. Gene Ontology annotation, molecular function: calcium ion binding; serine-type endopeptidase activity. The record is from RefSeq and is a predicted model, not a curated record.
AGUGAGGGGUUAUUUAGGACUGUCUGAGCAAAAACCAAACCAUAGACUUGCACUGGUCCCAUCAUGGUCAGGGUCUGCACCAACAUGGUGUGCUUAAUAGCUUUACUCUCUGCACUGUGUGCACUCACUGUGCUCGGACAGGACUUGUAUGUAAUCACAGAAACAGAUGACACUGGAGCUUAUGAGUAUUAUUAUGAUUAUACCACCGACAGCCCUGCAGAAGAUUUGGAUCUGGCUCUAGAUGACUGGUUGUAUGAACUCAUGGAUGUCACAGACGAGUGUGAUCCAAACCCGUGUUUGAACGGAGGCAGCUGUGACCAAGCUGCUGACGGGAGCUUCAGAUGUUUUUGUCCUGAGCCUUACUCGGGGAAGAAGUGUCAGACAGUGAAAGAUGUUUGCAAGAACGUGAAUUGUGGCCGUGGAAGCUGUGUCGUCACAUCUGCUGCUCCAUUCUACAAGUGCAAGUGCAAACAUCCGUACAAACCACCCAACUGUAACAAAGCUUCUCCCUGCAGGCCCAACCCCUGUCAGAACGGAGGCUCUUGCAUGAAGGGUCCAAAACGCUCCUCCUUCCAGUGUUCCUGCCCUCAUGGGUACAGUGGGACGUUCUGCGAAGUUGCACCAAAUGACUGUUACCAAGAGGACGGAGAGUUUUACCGCGGCAUGGUGAGUGUAACCGUUGAAGGGGAAGAGUGUCUGGACUGGAACUCCUAUUUCAUCCUGCAGAAAGGAGGAGAUCCCUUCAAAGAGUACGCAGGCUUCGAUGGAAUUGGACCACACAAUUACUGCAGGAACCCUGAUGGGGAUGAUCAGCCCUGGUGCUUCAUUAACAACAAUGGCAAACUGAAGUGGAACCUUUGUAAAGUUAGGAAAUGUUCUGGAGCUCCAGCCACCCCUCCGACCAUCCAUGAAACAGAUCCGACUCCAGCCAAGCCGGACGUCACUGCCGCUGCCCAGUUCUCCCAGUGUGGGAGGCCGCAGCCCGGCCGCUCGGCCCGGAUCUUCGGAGGGAAGAAGUCUCUCCCUGGGGCUCAUCCAUGGCAGGUUUCCCUGCAGACCAGAACCAAAGGCUCCUCCGAGCCCUUCGGCCACAUCUGUGGAGGCAUCCUCCUCGAGUCCUGCCGGGUGCUCACUGCUGCACACUGCAUUAAAAGCGGAGUGGAAAUGCAAGUGGUGCUGGGAGGAGUGGACAUAGAGAAGGAUGAAACAUACGAUCAGGUCAUCCCUGUGGAGAAGGCCAUCGUGCAUGAGGAAUACAAGGAGAGCCCCUUUGCUCUUCAUAAUGAUGUUGCCAUGCUUCAGCUGAAAGUCACGGACAGACCGUACUGUGCCAAAGAAACCCGCUUUGUGAAGACGGCCUGUCUGCCAAACCAGCCCUUCAGCAGCGGGACGGAGUGUGUGAUCUCAGGAUGGGGCGUGACUGAAACACAGAAGUACGGUACCAACCAGCUGCUGGAUGCUCGUGUCCUCCUGAUCUCUCAGGACAAAUGCAAAGCUCCUCAUGUUUACGGGGACUCUCUGGACGACAGCAUGUUCUGUGCAGGCAACAUGAAAGGAGGUGUUGACUCCUGCCAGGGAGACUCUGGCGGCCCUCUGGUGUGUGAGCGUAAUGGGACCCACUAUGUUGUUGGUGUAGUGAGCUGGGGCGACGGCUGCGGCAAGAAGUACAAGCCUGGUGUCUACGCCAACGUCGGCAGAUUUGUUGACUGGAUCGCUUCUCAUUUACUCUCAUAGGAAUGCAUGUGGCCAUACUGUACUGUAUAUGCUGCCACAUGACUUGUUGUAGCAAUAAUACACUUUCCUUUUGUAAAAAUUAAGUUAGGAUCAGAGAAGGUUUGUCAAAGCUAUCACUCCAUGCCCAGAGUGUCAAACUUCUGACACAUUACCUCAUAUGUUUUAGUGUUUUAACUCCUAUACCUCACUGUGGUGGUACUGAUUCAGAUUUAAUCUGAUUGGGAAGAAGCCUGAGAACCAGUUCCCAACCACAUAAUGCAGAAAUACUUACUCACAAGUGCCUUCACAAUGUAAAAUCCUUAAUGAUAAUGAAAAAAUGCCUCUUUGAUAAGGAAAUGUGUAUAGAGGGGGUUUCAAUGAAAAUAAACCAAUAAAACAAUAUAACAAAAUAAAGUCACGUGUUUUUAAUACCCCAGCUCAAGUUUCCGAAUGCUCAAAAUUACCCUCAAAAAGAAAAGUUAAUACAGCAAAGAAGCAUCAAAAGGGCCAUCAUUUUGAUCAAAUCCCGUAGUUGCAGGGUAGAUUAUUCUUAAUGUGUCAGUUCUUAAAUGUUUUUUGUGAAUUUGUCUUUAGAUUCUAUUGAUUGUGCCUGUGAAGGAUUCACAUGAGACCUCUAUGUCGUCAGUGAGUAGGUCUAAGUUCCUCCUCAAAUUUAUUCACAUCCUUUUUCCAUAUUCUGUGAGAGUAUUUCUUCAUGUCUAGUUGAUAAAUAAACCUGUUUUUUCAUUA